This is a messenger RNA of Sphaerulina musiva SO2202, 2485 nucleotides long. RefSeq names its product EF-hand. The transcript has 8 exons. Gene Ontology annotation, cellular component: cytoplasm. The record is from RefSeq and is a predicted model, not a curated record. The coding region runs from base 101 to 913 and encodes 270 amino acids. Lineage: Eukaryota; Fungi; Ascomycota; Dothideomycetes; Mycosphaerellales; Mycosphaerellaceae. Gene Ontology annotation, molecular function: calcium ion binding.
AGCCUCACUUCGACGCGCGCGCAAGCAGCAGAGGUCCCGCAACUUCAAGAAACCAUUCGAACCGAUCGCCGGCGCAUCAACAACAACCACACCAAUAACAAUGGCAACCUCACACCAACCUUUCCCUUCUCGCCCAUAUACCUCUGGUCUGACACGUGGUGGAGGCGGCGGCGCACAAACUCCUUACGCAUCACAAACGCCCUUUGGAGCACCCCAGCAAAAUCCCAUUUCUGGCUUCAACACCACCGGCGCAGGAGGAGGAGGAGGAGGAGGAGGAUUCGGAACAGCAGGACCUUCAGGAACAACGCAGCAGCAACAACAACGCGAAGCGCAACGUCUCGAGCGCGAAAGACACGAACGCAUGGAAAGAGAAAGACGCGAAGCAGAAGAACGGGACGCGCUUGAGCGAAUCAGUGAGGAACAACGGGAGGAAAUUAAUGAAGCUUUUCAACUCUUCGACCUAGACAAAGACUCUCACAUCGACUACCACGAACUCAAAGUCGCUCUUAAAGCUCUCGGUUUCGAGCUACCCAAAGCAGAACUCUUACAGAUUCUGCAACAACACGGUAUUCCCGCUUCCGCUCUCACGGGGGCAACAACGCACGUCGCGCCCGCUGCACCACCGACGUUUUCCGGCCCGUCGCGAUUACUGCUCUCUCAUCAGGCGUUUGUGAGCAUCGCGGCACAGCGCGUGUUGGCGCGCGAUCCCCGAGAGGAGAUUGCGCGCGCGUUUGAGCUGUUUGAUACGGAAGGGAAAGGGAGGAUCGAGUUGCAGGAUCUGCGAAGGGUAGCGAGAGAAUUGGGCGAAGGGUUACAAGAGGAAGAAUUGGCUGCGAUGAUUGAGGAAUUCGACGUGCGAGGACAAGGCGGUAUCACACAGGAGGAGUUUAUUGGAAUUUGUCUCGGCGGGUGAGAGCUCAUGCUUCACGGAUCAAGCGUGGAUGACUGGUUGGAUUAACUGUUAAAAGCAUUGCCUGCCAUUUUGGAGAGCGAAGGCGUUUGGGAGUAGUUCAACUGAUACAGGGUGAGGGUAUGAGAGACGAUUGCGAAAGCCAUAUGUCUGAGACGUCUGGUCAUUUCCGCAAGCUAUGUCAAUGAUCCAAUGUAUUAGCGUGCCUUGAGGCAGCAAUGUGCCGGAGCCUAAGCAUAAACCAUCCCAAGAAAGCUCUGCCGAUACUGGUGCAGGUGCCGGCAUACAAUGCGGCUGCUUGCAGCGGAUUUGCGUGCAUAAUCCUAGCGCGGAAACCGGGCUGUCUGCCACCAAGCACUGUGGGUGCGAUCGCUGACAUCCAUGGUAGCGUUGAUGCUGCCAGAUUUUGCGGCCCGCUUGGACAAGCUUGGUCUUGGUCACGAGCAUCUUGUCCGAUGAGUUGCAUGGCUGGUACCGAUAGCCUGGAUGGAUGGUUACGCGCUGCCGCUUGUCUUCAGCCUCUUGCUUGGACGCCUCGAUGGCAGGCGUUGUCUCGCACCGCCACCACAAGCCAUACAAGUAGAGCUAUGAGCUUAGCAUCACGCACCGCCCUCCGGCCGGUGCUGGCUCCCGCACAAGGCAAUAAAGCAUACCAGGUAUGGUUGGAGUACAUGGUGUCGUGUCGAAAAGCUUUGAUAGUGCAGAUUCCAGAUAACUGCAGUCGCGCUGGCUCAUGAUUCUAAUCGGGUGCUGUGGUGAACGGAGCGAUCGCGCACACGGAAAGCAUGCACCUACGGAUUUGCUGGCUGGUAGAGGAGCGUGAAGUGCUUGGUGUGCGCAGUGGACACAGACGAACCACCAUCACCUCAAGACGAGGUCAGACUUAGCCUUCGUGCGCUGCUUCAUCUUGGGGAGAGCCGAGCAAGCGAACAACAGAGCCUUCCUGCAUGCUUCCACGCAUCACUGAUCUGACUGUCCCUGUCCUCCCUGCAGGCUCAUCCCGACCAAGUGACAGUCAUGCGGUGUGCUGCAUUUGGUGCGAUGAUGUAUCCUUCACACGUCUGUCCUCACUGCAAGCCCCGAUGCAGGCUUGAAAGGCAACUGUCAUUCCGUCGGAGUCCAUUGCGAUGGUAGUGGAUCCAAUUGUUUGGGUGUAGUGAAGGAGUGGGUAACAAUCAAAGGAUGCGCGGAUGCGGUAGGGAUAGACGGCACGGGGUGCCUCGAGAGAGGUCCAAGGCUGUCAAGCAGUUUCGCAUGGCCAUUGAGAAUGGCGGCAUACUGUAGGGUCGCGCCUGGUGCAGCAUGACUAUGCCAGCUUGUGCUCGCAUGGAGCCUCAUUGGCAUGCGUAAUACAUGUAGGUUGCACCAUGUUCGUGGAGGUGUAAGGUGUAAGCAAUCUCGGAUUCACGUAGCAAUGUAGCUUCAAUCCUCCGGAGAGGUCAGAGACUCUAGUUUGCGGUUGUGCGGGUUGUCAUCAGGUGAGGUAAGGUGAGAACGCGAGUGAGAAAAAGCUUACCGAGCUGCGUGUCAGUUCAAGGCAUGACUGCGUUGAUGCUGGAGCGAGCACAGGAUGCG